GUAAUUGUUCCUGUGUUAAGUUGCGCUCAGAUCUGUCUUGAGAUCGGCACUUGCACAGUAGGACCGCUUGGUGUAUUGCACCUCCCAACAUACCUGACUCCUGGAAUUAUUUAACUCCGAGCCAGGCACGGCGAUAAAAGGACUCUUCGACCUCUUUGUAAAACUAUAAUAGCUGACUCGGGAGCAGCAAUGUAAUUUAUAGGUGGAGUUGCGUGGUAUUUCAACCAUCUUGCGCACUACCGCUGAAGAGGAAUGGGUAAUCAAGUUGAAAAAUUGACACAUUUAAGUUACGAGGAAGUUCCAACUGCGGAUCCGAACGGCUUGGAUACCGAGGACGACGGUCCACGAAUCGGAGUGUCGUAUAUUUUCUCAACCGAUGAUGGCGAGUUGGAGGAUAACGGAGGAAUAGAUAAGGACCAGGACCAGGAAGAGAAGCAUUAUGACAAGCGCAACGAGCUGGAGUGUGCAGUGUUCAGACGAGAUGAAUGCAUUUACGAGAAAAGCUCGAAAACGGUUGACAUGUGUACGUACUCCGCUGAGAGUUUGUUAAAUAAGUGCAAACCAGGUGACUUGGUGGAGUUCGUGGCAACAGGCCAAUAUCCCCACUGGGUUGUUUACGUGGGGAACUUCCAGGUCGUUCAUUUGCACCGAGCCGAGAUAAAGAACAGUUUCCUGACCGAUGCCAGUCGGGGCAGAAGAGGUAGGAUUGUCAGUGAUCUUUAUAAAUUGAAAUCGCUGAGUCCUGAGGUUGUUGUGCAAAACGCAAUGGAACAAGUCGGACUGAAAGAUAGAGAGCUGAGUUGGAGGAACUCUGAAUGUUUUGCUGCCUGGUGCAAAUUUGGUAAGCGUGAGUUUAAAAUUGGUGGCGAGAUACGGAUCGGAAAGCAGCCUUAUAGGCUUAAAAUUCAACUGUCUGAGAAAAAGGCCCAUAUUCUGGAAUUUCAGAGUUUGGAGGACUUGAUCACGGAGAAAAGGAGAAACGACCAGACUGGCAGGGCUGUCGUUAUCCAGGAGCUUGCAAACCAUCUCAACUGCGUUGAGGAAAUCAGGAGUGAGCAUAUUGCCAAUUGAUGGCAAUGAUGCUCAAAUCAAAGUGUUGGUGGGUCUCUUGGAAACCAGAUCAUUCUUCAGAGGCGGGACAAUAUUUUUAUCGACACUGAACUAAUUUACAUUUACUUAAACGAAACAUUAAGUUUCAUACGCAAUGGCCCGAUUACCCAGACAAGGAUUAAGCCUAGUCUUGGACUAAAAACAUUUCCCAAUGGAGGUGUCCACUGAAAAACGAAGCUUAUUGUUGGGCUAGGCCCAAUAUGGCGUAUGCAGCGGAACACAAAAAGGUUACUGGAUGGUUUUGACAUGAGAUGUGAGCGUCAGUAAGAGCCUUGUCAUUAACAUAAGCACAUGUGAAGCAUUAUGAAAUGUCAUGGAGAUGUUGUUUAGGUUGUAUUGUACAAAGGUACCGUUUUUGGUACUUUGGUAAUUCAUUACUAAACCCUGCCCUUGAAAUUACUGUAUUCUGCAGGUAUAAAUUUUUUUCCAUAUGACAUUAAGAACUUCAUAAUGCGACUUUUUUUCUAACCUCAUAUUAAGUAAUAAAUGAUUUAUUUCAAUGUAUGUCCUACAUUUAUUUGUAUCAGUUAGAGCAUACACAUUAAAGUCAUACAGUGCAAGUCUAUACAUGUGAUGGCUUAUGAUGCAUUCUCAACCACAGUUUACUGAUAUUUGAAAAACUGGAGUUAAAUGAUAUGGAUAUUUUAAGGGCAUUCUGUCACUUCUAUUUAUGUGGGUAUUAUUUGAAGGUAAACAAAACUAGUAGCUAACUAUGAUGGUGAAGAAAAACUGAUACUCACUAUAAAGUACUCCAAUAUGGGUCAAUAGGAAAUACUCUUAUGAAUGUGAGGAGAGCCUCUAAGUGCAGCCUAACUGGAUUUUUUUUAACCUGCUGCUAAAAAUUCUUACCCGGAGAAUGUUUGGGUAUUUAGGAUGACCUGAGAUGCUAUCUGAGUGGAAUGCUUCCCAGAUGAUGAUGAUUACAUACAGUAUAGUCCACAGGAAUAGACUGCACUUAAAAUCAAUUUCAGAUCCAAAACAGCAAAUUGAAAAAGGCAUAUAUUUUCAGUCAAGCACAAGCUGCUGUCCUAAUGCACUGACCUGAUGGUUUUCUUUGAAGAUCGCUUUUUUAAGAGUGAAAGCAUAAAAAUUGUGAUUUUGAAGGCUGUAGGAAAUAACAAAUCCAAAAACUGAAUAAAAAAAACAACAUAAAACUG
Molecule: messenger RNA, 2267 nt
Organism: Anguilla anguilla (European eel)
Lineage: Eukaryota; Metazoa; Chordata; Actinopteri; Anguilliformes; Anguillidae
Gene: lratd2a
Product: LRAT domain containing 2a
Exons: 2
Coding region: 253-1071 (272 amino acids)
Source: RefSeq, a predicted model, not a curated record